AUGGCCGAGAGCGGGGACGGCGGCGGAGGCGGUUCCCCGGAGCAGGCGGGCCCGUCGCCCUCGGCCCGCCCGCCGUCGCUGGCGCCGGUGCCCCGGCUGGAGAAGCCGCUGCGUCAGGCCUUCUACAGGACGGGGGCGCUGGUGCUGGCGGGGCUGUGCUGCGGGGCGGCGGUGCUGGUGUACCUCAUCCUGGAGGCCUUCCUGCGGCCGCUGCUGUGGGCCGGCCUGUGCGGCACCUUCCUGCACCCCUUCAAGAGCUCGCUGACGGCGCGCGGCCGCGGGUGGCUGCGCCGCCUCCGCCGCUCCGGCACGCCCGUCCUCCUGGCCGCCGCCCUCCUGCCCUACGCCCUCGCCGACGCCCGACCCGCCCGACACGCCCUCGACGCCGCCGCCCGCCUCCUCGCCGCCGGCCUCGACCUCUGCGGAGGCCUCUGGAUAUGGACCCUGAUUGCGGGCUACCUGUUGGCCGUAUUGUUCAAGUGGAAUCCAAGCACCGAACGCUACUUGAGAACAGUCUCUGUUCCUAUCUGGAUUGUAUUGCUUUUCCAUUUGGCUUCUGCAGCAGGGUCUUGGAGGAUUCCAGUGUUUCUGGUCAUCGUUGUCUUGAUGACUGUAGGCAUGGUUCAUGAACAGCUGUGUGGGAAAGGCCCUUCAGGGUCGGAAUUUCCUGGCCAGAUGCUUUCCAUUGCCGCGUCCACGAUUGCCAUGGCGAUGUCGGUUACAGGCUACGACUCCAGUAAUGACGAGCAUCCAUUGCAGCCCUCAGGAACCCCAGACAGUGGCAAUCCGGCUUCGUCGGCUUCUUCCCCGUCUCCCUCGACUGCGAGCGGCAGGCAGAGGCCCGAGAUUGGAGCUCUUCUUAAAAAGAAGAAGACGAGCGACAUCUAUUUCGUGCUGCUCAUGUGGGCCAUUGUGAUCGUCCAGAUCUGGUCAAAUCUCUGGAUAAUUCAGUUGCUGCCGAUUCCUGUCGCAGUGUGGAUUAUCAAAAACCUUGUGGUCCACUUUGGAGUAGUGAAAUUCCUUGGGAUUCACUGCAGCAGCUGGUGGCAUGUCCUCAAAGAGUUUGUGAGAGAACGCCAAGAGGCGCUUGCACCGCGGCCGAUCAAGGGGCUUGGGAGAGUCAUCCUCAAACUUGACAGUAAGAUGAUCGUGUGGCUGGAGAAAAUGCUAGAUAAAAUCAUUAGCAUUCUCAUUAUAUUUGUGCUUGUGGUAGGAACCCUCCUGCUUGCCCUGCUCCUCACCGCCAAGGUGCAUCAAGAAAGUGUGCAUAUGAUUGAAGUCACAAGCAGCUUGAUCAAUGAAACCGUAGCCAAUCACCCCGAAUGGGCCAACUGGCUUCCAGAAGCUCAGGUUAUCCAGAAGGCUCUGAAUUCAGCUGCCAAUAACGUCUAUCAAUACGGUCGAGAAUGGAUAACGCACAAGCUCCAUAAAAUACUAGGAGAAAAAGUGAACAACACAGCUCUGAUUGAGAAGCAAGUUUUGGUGCUUUGGGACAGAUUGUACCACUCUUGGUUUGUGAAAAACACGACACAUUCAGGAAGACACAAAGGCCACAAGCCACAUGUAGGCCGUCAGAACAGCUGGCCAGUAGAGAUGCUGGAUUGGCAAGAUGUCGCCUCUUUUGUUCAUGAGAACAUUGAGACGUUUCUUUCGAUCCUGGAAUCCCUGUGGAUAGUGAUGAGUCACAACGUGGGCCUCCUUUUUACCACCGUUACAACUUUAGUAACUGUCCUCUUCUACAGCGGCACUGCCCUUCUCAAUUUUGUGCUUUCGCUGGUUAUUUUCCUGACCACUCUGUUCUACCUCUUGAGUUCCAGUGAUGAAUACUACAAGCCGGUGAAGUGGGUGAUCAACUUGACUCCCUUGUCGCAGCCGGGCCCUUCCUCCAAUAUCAUGGGGCAGUCGGUGGAGGAGGCUAUCAGAGGUGUAUUUGAUGCGUCUCUCAAAAUGGCUGGGUUCUAUGGACUGUACACCUGGCUGACUCAUACCAUCUUUGGAAUUAACAUUGUUUUCAUACCCUCUGCUCUGGCAGCAAUACUUGGCGUUGUCCCCUUUCUGGGAACGUACUGGGCAGCCGUACCUGCAGUCCUCGACCUCUGGCUUGCACAAGGAGAAGGAUGUAAAGCUCUGCUCCUCUUGGUGUGCCAUCUGUUGCCAACAUAUUUUGUAGACACAGCAAUUUAUUCAGAUAUAUCCGGCGGUGGGCAUCCGUACUUGACUGGGCUGGCCGUAGCAGGCGGAGCGUAUUACCUGGGGCUGGAAGGAGCCAUCAUUGGACCCAUUCUCCUCUGCAUUCUUGUGGUUGCCUCUAACAUCUACAGCGCUAUGCUCGUAAGCCCGACCACCCCGUCACAAAUGUCUUGGCCCUUGCAAAUAUACAGGCAACCAAGAGAGUCUCCUGAAGAACUGAAAGUCACCACAGAGUGACGGGCGCAGCGUUUCCUUCCGUUCCUGUUUCCUCCGUGCACACUGAGCUCCAGAGAGCCGUGGCCGUGGGUCCCGUCUCCAGCUGUGCCUCACGACAGCAUUGAAGCCACAUUCACUUACAAGCAUAUCAACGGAAACAAUAACGUUGCCUUUGGUCGCUCUGCACUUUGCCUUUGCCAAGCGGACGUGUGUCUGCUAUCCAUAGUUUGCUUAUUAUGCAAGCCGACCUAGGAUGGGGGGCAGUACGUUGGCUUGCCGAACUUGCAUUUUU
Molecule: messenger RNA, 2698 nt
Organism: Gekko japonicus
Lineage: Eukaryota; Metazoa; Chordata; Lepidosauria; Squamata; Gekkonidae
Gene: TMEM245
Product: transmembrane protein 245
Exons: 17
Coding region: 1-2427 (808 amino acids)
Source: RefSeq, a predicted model, not a curated record